GAGGGAAAAGCCAUCCUCCCUCCAUAGAUCCAACAGUGGGCAGGCAGGAUACGGAUCCAAGCUCUCCUCCCUCCCACUCUGUUGCAUCCAUCCAUUCUCUUCUCUUCUCUUAUCCAUCCAUCCAUCUCUUCAUCCACCCAUUCAUUCCCAAGGGCGUCACAAGGGGUGACAAGACCCGACUGGAAGGCGCCUAUGUAUGCGUGUGUAUGCGUUAGUCCUCCGUGUAUGUCUAUGUAUGUGCGUAUCUGGUCUGCCUGUGGACCCGCUGAGAUGAGGAGCUGAAACAGAACCGACAGAAGGAUGAAAAUGCUCCGGUUUCGCAGCCCCAGCAUCCGCUCCUUGGACCAGGAGGUCCUCUGCACGAUCCGUUUACUGGACGACUCCGAGGUCUCCUGCAGCAUCCAGAGAGACACCAAAGGCCAGUUCCUGUUGGACCAUGUGUGUAACCACUACAACCUACUUGAGAAAGACUACUUUGGUAUUCGAUAUGUGGACCCCGAGAAACAGAGGCACUGGCUGGAGCCCAAUAAGCCUGUGGUGAGGCAGAUGAAGUCAGCUCAGCAGCCGUACACAAUGUGUUUCCGGGUCAAGUUUUAUCCCCACGAGCCUAUUAAAAUCAAGGAGGAGCUCACCAGGUAUCUCCUGUACCUCCAGUUGAAGAGAGAUAUCUACCAUGGUCGUCUCCUCUGUCCAUUUGCUGAAGCUGCAUAUCUGGGAGCCUGCGUCAUACAGGCUGAGCUCGGGGACUACGACCCAGAGGAGCACCCGUCAGACUACAUUAGAGACUUCAAGCUGUUCCCUAAACAAUCCCUCAAACUGGAGAGGAAGAUUAUGGAAAUACACAAGAACGAGCUCAGGGGCCAGUGUGCCGCAUUUGCAGAGUUGAACAUGCUCCAAAAGGCUCACAGCCUUGAGACAUAUGGAGUUGACCCCCACCCAUGCAAGGAUUUCACAGGCUCCACAGCCUUUCUCGGGUUCACAGCCACAGGGUUUGUCGUCUUCCAGGGAAACAAGAGAAUCCACCUCCUAAAAUGGGCUGAUGUUAGCAAGCUGAAGUUUGAAGGGAAAACAUUUUACGUCAUCGGGAUUCAGAAAGAGAUCUCCUUAACAGGCAGGAUUCACUGUAACAGGAUGUCAUCACUGAAGAAGCUGGUGUUGACAUUUCACACAUCGACCCCUGCUGCGUGUAAGCACUUAUGGAAGUGCGGGGUGGAGAACCAAGCCUUUUACAAGUGUGCCAAGUCAAGUCAGAUAAAGACAGUUUCCAGCAGUAACAUCUUCUUCAAAGGCAGCAGGUUCAGAUACAGCGGAAGAGUAGCCAAAGAGGUGAUAGAAGCCAGCUCUAAGAUUCAAAGAGAGCCACCAGAAGUGUGCAGAGCCCAGUUUGGUCAGAGUCGAAGUUUUAACUCUCUGAGCCAUAAAAACCUCAUCAUGAACAUGGAACCGCUGGUACCCGCACUGCCCUCCACCAACGAAUAUGAAGAGACCGCCACAGACAAUGGUGUUGUUUCCGUGAAGGACUCUGUCCCCUUGUCUCCUUUGAAAACUUCAGCUGCACCUGCAGACACAGAGCAACGAAGUGAUGAAGGAGGAAACUCUGCUUUAGGCAACAACUUGCAGCCUCCCCGUGUUUCCAUGGAAACCUCAAAUCUCCGACCUCAGACACCAAAAGCUAAAGAUGAAGUGGAGGAAGACGACGAGGCCAGCGGCCCACUCACCAUUUCUGAGCUUGUCUACAGCCCUUGUGCCAGCAUGCUACCCACCCCAGUGGAUGACAGUCAGGGAGGUGUCGACUUGCUUUUCUCCUCUCCGGUCCAAAGCCCCGCCAGGUUGCUGAGGGAGCUCCAUGCCGACCCUGACAUCCAGGCCCAGCUGGAGGCAGAGAGGGAGCGAGACCGGGCUUAUGAACGCACCCGACUGGCUGCAAGAAGUCGAAUGGGUGGAGUCCUGACAAGCAGCCUGCUCCGGCUGUCGUCCAAUGAGAGAGUCAACGCAUGUUUGCUGAGCGUGGCCCGCUUUGUUGCCGUGGUAAUGGGCGUCCUGCUUGUCACUGUGCCCACACUGCUGCUACUGCUGGAGUCAGACAUUGACGUGUCGUUCCUCCACGAGAUCCGCCAGACGCCGGAGUUUGAGCAGUUUCACUACGAGUAUUACUGCCCACUCCGGCGCUGGAUCCUGUGUAGGAUCAGCAUGGCCAUGGAGAACCUGUGGUCAGACUGAGGAGGGGAAGGAGAGAGUGAGGAGUCACUGCAGGGGGGAAUAUGCCCAAAUGUCUGUCUUAACGUAUCAUUUAAUCUUAUAUUCAGUCUCAACAACUGGUGAGACAAAAGAAACCAGUCUGCCAAUGGGAUGAAAUUAGUUCACUUGGAGAGCAGGUGCAAUGGAUCAAUGGAGGGCUCACACAAUAGCUGUAGGAGGCAUUGUUAAAAAGAUGCCUGAGAUGGAAAUACUGUCAGAUCUCUUUGUACAACAUUAUUUUUGAUUGAAUUAAACUGAAACAAGUAAAUUAGUUUCACCUCUUUGGCGGCAUAAUUUAGUGUCUUGAAGAAAAAAAGAGAGAUAAAUAAGAUUUUAAUAAUAGGAUCCAAUCACUUGUUAAGAUUGACACUUUUGGCAGGCAGUGAUGAACUGAAAAGAAAGAAGACAAGAAACAUUGUUAAGUGUUCGAGGAAGAACCUGUGGGGGGGAAACAUCAUGAAAAUAAAAAAAACGAGGGACGUUAUGGACAGAGAAAAAGUCACUAAAAGAUUCAGAAAAGAAAAAAGUGGUUGGUUUUAUUUUAAUAGAAGUUUUAAAGGUCUGUUCACUCCUGAUGCUGACUAGCUGAUGCAAUGACUCUUUGGUAAACAUCGCAAACCAUUCUGAUUGGUUCUCGCCCUCAGAGUGGAGCACCUGAUUGGUCACAGAUUCUGUCAGUCAUGACGGAGUUGGUGGAGACAGAAGGAGAAAUUAUUGAUUUGUCACUGAACGCAACAAUAGCCACAGUCAGAGGUACAUUAUAUAUAUUUAAAAACAAGAGAGAAAUAUUGAUAGUAAAUACCAAUCUUAAAUAAGUUGUUUUUAACGUUUUGUACAUUUUUAUGUGAUCCAGAUCUUUCAGGAAUUUUUCAGUCAGAGGAUCUACUUUGAGUUUAUUUUGAAAUUAAGAGUUUACAAAAGAUUACAAAAAAAGCAAAUUUAUUGAAGUUUAUCGGGGUAAUGGGUGUUGAGAAAUUUAAGAUAUUUUUUAGGCUACCGUCAGCAUUUGUUGACUCGGUAGCACCCUGGGUUUUUCCUACAGAGGCUAUAGCACAAAUCUUUUACACAGACCACAGAUUACAGCUGUUUCAGAUUAUGUGAUGUCAUUUUGGAAACAGAAGGGCAGCAGAGGAGAGAAACGUUGGUCUGUUUGUGAUGAUAAAACUUGUGUUUUGUUGAACUUCUAAAUGUCUUCUGAACUAAAUGUUAGCUCAUUAAUUAAGGCUUCUAGUGCAUAGUUCAGUGUGUUUUAAAAGAGUUUUAACAUAAAACAUAUAAAGAAAUGCUUAAGGAAGAAGAAGUUACUUGUAGGCCUUUGUUUAAAAGUUACUGUGGUAAUGGGUAAAACCGUUAUUUUGGGUAAUUUGUUAAUCGAUGGUGUGCUACUUUUGGGAGAGCUCUGCAUAUGUUUCAGAGUGAUAUGAAGUGAUAGGAUGGUACACUCAAAAUGCCCAAAGGAACAGGUGUGUGUACUCCAACUACACUGCUGCUACGUGACACAUGAUAGGACAAGUGAUGCGUUCAAUGGUCUUAAUCUCUCAUACAGGUCUUUCUCUGGUUAGAUGUUGAUCAGACCGAACGAACAUGGUACAGUAGGAGUACAGUUGCAGGUAUUUAUCUUCAGCAUUUUAGUAACUAAUUCAAACUAGAAAUGAUAUGUAGCCAUUUCUAAGAAUAUCUGUGGUAACAUCAUGUUGAGCAUCCUCUGUUUAUCAUUUAGAUGACUACAACUGUUCAUAUAUGACAGUAUAUUCUCAUUUUAAUAUCAGUGACCAACAAGACAGAGUUAUCAGUAAUUAUAUAGAUGGGGAAGAUGUUUAAAAGGGAGGUUUGAGAAAUUUGAUUCUUGGUCUAAGUAGAUAUAAAGCUGUUUUUAUGGACAUUCUCUGCUCAUAUGGCUGGGGUUCCCCAAAAUGUCUUGAGCUGUGGAGUCAAAGAUGAAAAAUAACAAGGCUAAAACCAAGAGGCAAUGCAAAAACCACAUUUGGUACAGAAAAAUAGAUCAAGGAAUUAACUGUAGGUUGUGACUUAAUUCUGGGUGUUUAUUUGUUGCAAAUUGUGUUGGUCUUUGUAAUUCAGUAUACAGUAUGAUCUUGUGUACUUGGAAUCAUCAUUUGACUAAAGACUAAAUCAGUCUCCUGUAGCUCUGAUGAGAAGUCACUUUUGGGAACGUACAGCCAUCACCGCGUGAUUGUUCAUCAUACAGACAGUGCCUGUCAGUUACAGUAUCGUGCAUGGAGAUGAGAACAGAGAGCAACAACGAUGAUCAAAUGAAUUUUUUUUAAAAAGAAGUUCUGUUCAAAAUGUAGGUUGAUUUGGAUCAACUUCUCAGGAAAGGGCAUUAGCAGUUCAAAAAAACAAAUACAGUAUAUGUCUAAAACACCUGCAUCUAAUCACAGCAUACACCAUAUAGUUUAUCCAUAAAAUUAAUACAGUACAAUACAUGUCUUGCCAUUAUGCUAUUGUAAUUAUCCAAACACUGUAUGUAUUUAUACCAAGUCUGUAACUAGACAUAAAUAUGGCUGUCUGUGUUGUUGUAGCAUCAUUUCACUCAAUUACAUAUGCAUCCAAAAAUAUUACCCAAAAAGUCUUUACUGUUGAUAGCUGCAGUUUGGCCAUAGCUGAACCUCCAUACUGCUUUAUGGCAGAGCGGACAGUCAGUUGGUAUGCUGCUAUCAAAGUAGGAGUAGCAACAUGGAGUUUAAAGCAGCCAAUCUCUCUAUCAAAGCUCUCACACAUUAUUUAGGCUCCUAUUAAAAAUGUAACUUAAUGCUUUAAAGUUAAUUUUCAGAAAUCACUCUUCAUACUCUUCCGCUGCUACAGAGGCCUCUGCAGUGCAUCAUGAAAGCCCUCUCAUUAUAAUUGAUCAAACACUUCGAAACACAAACACUCACAUUAUCAGCUGUGUUGUCAUAUAUCUCUGUAAACUUUAUGCAUCAACAAGCUUUAUGCAUAUAGAAAAUAUGCAGUAACAACAAAAACGUGUUUAUUUGGGACAAAGCAUUUAUUUUCCUACUACAGCACAUGCACUGAGUUUCAAUGCUGAAACCAAGCGAAGGGCCAAACCACUAUGAUGAUGACGUUUGCAUUUAACAUCACAGACUCUGAGCUUCACUGUAGUGGAUGAAGCUGAUCUGUAUGCACUGCUAAAUGAUCACCAUCAUCUCAUUAUAACUUACAGAGGGGGAUAUCAUUAUGAUCAUCCUGUCUUGUUCAUGUUUAACUGUUGCUCCACUGGUAUGCACAUGCACCAAAAUGCUCAAGCGAUUCACUGUAGAUUUAAAAUAGAAGUUUCUCUGUAUAGGCUUCAUGUACACAGCUGCACCAACGUAGUUUGUCCCCGGCUUUGGUCCUUUAUUUCUGUGCUCAAUCCCCCUCUAACUAACCCGGGGUAUCUCUCACUCUGACCUCUCAAUGCAAAUUGCAUGCCCUCAUCUGUAAAUACUGUGUCUAUAGUUGUGGCAAAAAAAAAAUCUUUCUUUCUUUCCUCUGCGUGUCUUGUCCAUAUAACGUAAUCUAAAAUUAAGCCUUGGCUGUCUUGACCAUCAUAGAUGAAUGCAUGUUCUCUGUGUUUUUACCAAGAGGAAGAAGAGGAAAAAGAUAGAGUAAUAAAUAGAGUCUUUUCUCUAAAUCAAAAUUAGACAUUGGUCAUCUGUUUUGUGACCACAUCUAAAAGCCAAACUAUGUGCUUUGGGCUUCAUUUUAACUAUUGACUUGACAAGACUGAAUACAUGUGGUUGCUAAUUCUGUUAGCUUCCUUUCAGCUGUUCAAAAAAAAAAAGAUUUCUUGAUGGCUGCUUGGAAGCAAUUAUUUUACAAUCUCUUAAAGAACAGCUUUAACAUUUUUGACUAUUUAGCUUCAUUGUGCUUUUGCUGUGCGUGUUUAAAUCAUUAAAGCCAGACGCUAAAUACUAACACCAUAACCUCAUUGCUAACUGAGAAUGCUAUUAACUGAAUCGAUUAAAUUUAGGAACAUUAAUUGUUUUUAAGAUGUUUAAAAAAAAAACUUACCAAAUGAAUGGAGACACCUCAAGUCAUUGCAAACAACAAAAGGCCUUUCGGUUCUGUGAUUAAAAACAGAUAUUUGGCCCCAUAUGACAUUGUAGCAUUUUAUUAGUUUGUAGCUCAUUCAUCAGUUUAGCCUAUGGCUUUAAAAGGGAAUUUCACCCCUUUGAGAUUUAGCUCUUGUUUUGAGCUACUGAAUCUGAGUUCCUGUGUUUUACAGCAUAUAGAUGGACCGAGAGUACAGCUUUUGUUUUUGUUGUUCCAUAAAACUGUGAUUAAACAUCAUCAAGAUCACACACCAGUUGAUGUCAUAUCUGAGGUAUUAUUACUAAGUUCUUGACAUGAGUCAAGUAUUUACAAACCUUAAAUUUAAUUACCUGCCUUUAAUUGUCAGUCAAAGUAACACCCAAAAUUCAAAGCUGUUUAAACCUAAUACACAAAUACUGCUUUUAAUUUAUUUAUUUAAGAUUUUAAAUAUUUGAACUCAGGUCUACUAUAUGCAAAACUAUUGGACAUCACAUGGGAUAAGAGAAAAAUAAUCUGUUGUUCAUAGUAUUUCAGUGUUGUGUGGGCAUGUACAGUAGCAGAUCCUCUUGCACGGUCACUUUGUUGUUUUUGAUUGUUAGUCAAACUGAUUUGUUGUUUUAUUGGUUAGUCAAAUUGUUUUUGUUGACUUUUUUGUCAUUCAGUCUCUUUUAAUAAGAAACUCUGGGAGAUUUAAUUUAAGAAGAAUCAGAAUUUCUUUUUUUUCUUAAAUCUCUAAGUAAUGACCCCCUCUCUUCUGGGACAACCAAGCCUUAUGAACUUUGUGAAGUGAAAAUUUUGAAUGUUUGUAUGUUAUAAAAGAAAACAUGGAUUGUUUUAUAUGUUAAUACUGCCACAAUAAAGCUCCCUAAUGAAUAUAUAUUGAAA
Molecule: messenger RNA, 7155 nt
Organism: Perca fluviatilis (European perch)
Lineage: Eukaryota; Metazoa; Chordata; Actinopteri; Perciformes; Percidae
Gene: frmd3
Product: FERM domain containing 3
Exons: 17
Coding region: 301-2220 (639 amino acids)
Cellular component (GO): cytoskeleton
Molecular function (GO): cytoskeletal protein binding
Source: RefSeq, a predicted model, not a curated record